Trichobilharzia szidati is the source of this 480-nucleotide messenger RNA. NCBI's taxonomy places the organism in Eukaryota, Metazoa, Platyhelminthes, Trematoda, Strigeidida, Schistosomatidae. The record is from the annotation of a GenBank genome assembly.
UUUAUUCACGUCAAUGCGUGGCAUGCAUAUCACAAUUUGAGUAGUUUCCUUCGACAGGCCGUUCCAAUGGAGUACAAAAUUGGAAACACAGGGUUUUUCAAGCUUGUGGUUGUCCUUCUUUCCAGAUGUAUUGUUCUUCAUAUCUUACUAAACUAUGUAUUAUUUCAAGUCACGUACAAUAGUGCAUAUGCAAACGACUGUUAUCUUGGAAUAUCUAGUCUUGGUUUUGCACUGAAUACAUUAUCUAUUUUAUCUUCGUGUGAGAAAUAUGUAAUUGCUUUACCUUACGGACUGACAGUUCGAGUACCUAAAUAUGUGUUUUCUAGCUUUGAUAUGUUAUUCCUUCAGUUGCCACUACCAACUUCGUCACUAAAUGGUCAUUUAGCAGGAAUUCUUGCUGGUUUGAGUUAUUUAAAAUCCUAUUCAUCUCUUCUAAUACAAAACAGAAAUCAUCAACGUGUAGAAGAUCUCUCAGAAUAA